This is a messenger RNA of Symbiodinium sp. CCMP2592, 1827 nucleotides long. NCBI's taxonomy places the organism in Eukaryota, Dinophyceae, Suessiales, Symbiodiniaceae. The record is from the annotation of a GenBank genome assembly.
AUGCAGCCCUUUUUUCCAGAGAAGUUUAGAGAGAUAAAGCCUACCUGGGCUACGGCCGUGGAAAUAGUUUUGAAGAAAGAUGCUCCGGCUUUGGAAAGAUGGACGGAGAUCGAAGAUAUUUUGCUGAAGAGCAGGAAGUGCUACAAGCAGCUGCUGCAAGAGCGAAGUGUUUGCAUGGAGAUCAGUAUAGACAAGAUCAUCUCUGCGAAUGCCUUGAGCUUCAAACAGGCCGUGGAGAAUGGCUGGGAAUGGCUCUUGCUGGCAGCAGAGGUAGAUGCAGUUCUGCCCUCGCGUGCCUCCUUCGUUCAAGAAGUCAUGAAUGCAGCCCAAGGAGUUGCAAGAACGGAAGGCGAGCUUGAACUCGCCAUGGCGAUGGUGACUCGUGCAAAGCUGCUCGAAGCCCAAGGCCUGUCCAUCGACUGGGACGAUAUGCAAAUAGUGACGUGGCAGCUACAGUGCACGGAAGCGCCCCUGCUGAAAUUCCUGCACGAUUUCAGCCUGCAGUACGGGGCGAGCAAGAGCUUGAAAUUCGCACGCCAAGAGCGUUCGCAUGCCAUGAUUCGGGCUGCUAUGAUCGCGACAAACUUGACAGCGACCAAGGUUGUGGACAAAGUGGCCAGGCUCCAGACGAAGGCCGACCUGACCCGCUUGACUUCGAAGCCCCUGGAGGAGUCAGUGCGGGACUGGGAAGAGAUGCUGCACAGGGCAUCUCACUGCGACGACAGAUGCGCCGAGACGUGCCAAGGCAGUGGAGAGAUUCGGCCGCCUCAGCUGCGAUCCAUCGUUGAUCUGCUGAGCAUGACCAGCAGCGUUUGCGUGAACCUGCUUCAGCUAGCUAUGUUCAUCACCAUACCCGUAAAUGCCAGGCUGUGCUGGGAAGCUGCUGCCUUGCCGCUACAGCCUGCGAAUGGUCGUUUUCGCUUUGGCUACGUCUCGACGCGUCUGGAGUUCGGCAGCUUGGCCGAGGUGCUGGAGUUGUACGAAACCGAGAUGGGUGUGAAGAGUGGCUCUGCAGUUGCUGCUGCGGCAACUUCCACAGCUGCGUCCUCCGGCGAUGCCGUUGCAGGAGAUGCAAGACCCAGCCUCCUGAUGAAGCUGCAGGGCUUCGCCGAGGGAAGGAUGUACAAAGGCAAGCAGAAGUAUGGCGAAGUCUGGCCUUGGAAGCUUGAGAAGAUCACCCAGAGCCACGGCUCUUUCUCCCUGGCCUGCCCAGUGAGCUCAGCAGAAGUAUGCUGCCGACGUGGACUGAAUGCGCACAUCCUGCUUGCAGUUGCGUUAAAACCUUGCCUGGAGCCUCCGUGCACGGGCGGGCCGAAAUACGAGGCCGGAGAGGUAGACACGGGCGAAGUCGUCGUUGGCCAUGCCCUCGCCACGGGAGCGGCAGAGAAGUCGGAGGAGCAGGGCAAGUCGUCGGAGCAGCCGGAGGCGGCGAGGGAGGAGAAAGAGCAGAAGAAUCCUGAGCCUGCGGGCUCAAAGGAGGAGGAGGAGGAAGGAGAUGGGAGAAAGGAGGAGGAAAAAGAGAAGUCCAAGGACAAGGAGAGGAAGAAGGAUACGGAUAAGGAGGAGGAAAAAAGGAUGAAAAAAACGGAGAAGGAUAGAAGAAAAGAGAAGAAGUAUGAAAAAAAAGAUGAGAAGGAUAGGGAGAAGAAGUCCAAGGACAAGGAGAAGAAGGAGAAAAAGGAGGAAAAGGAGGAGGAAGGAAAAAAGAAAGGAGCCCCGAGAAGUCGUGGAUCAAGUGCUCCGCGUCCUGGAGAAAGAUCCAAGACAUUCCCGCCUCCCGGCGGCAGCACAAGCUCUCGGUGUACCACCGGAGUUGGAAGUAUGUGA